Puccinia graminis f. sp. tritici CRL 75-36-700-3 is the source of this 747-nucleotide messenger RNA. RefSeq names its product mitochondrial 37S ribosomal protein MRP2. Gene Ontology annotation, molecular function: structural constituent of ribosome. The record is from RefSeq and is a predicted model, not a curated record. NCBI's taxonomy places the organism in Eukaryota, Fungi, Basidiomycota, Pucciniomycetes, Pucciniales, Pucciniaceae. Gene Ontology annotation, cellular component: mitochondrial small ribosomal subunit; ribosome. Bases 54 to 365 code for a protein of 103 amino acids. The transcript is spliced from 3 exons. Gene Ontology annotation, biological process: translation.
AAACCCAAAAACCAACAACAACCAACAAAAAAAACCCAAGCACUUCGAGCAAGAUGCGAUCACCUAUCAACAUCAGAACACUCAGGGAUAUGACUAGGAGGGACCAGUUCGCAAGUACCGAGUUACUCCGAAGGGCAUACCUAUACCUGGCCAGGAACGAAGGACUGCCGAUGAAACUUCGAGCUCAGGCUCAGUUAUCAUUGAACAAUCUGCCCUCGAACUCUCAUCCGACUAAGAUCCACGAACGAUGUAUUAUCACCGGCAAAGGUAGAGGGGUGAUCGCUAAACUGGGUCUCUGUCGACAUCAAUUGAAGCUCAAGGCUACCAGGGACAAAUGGAUGGGAUUCGAGAAGGCAGUCUGGUGAUGGUUGUAGUGUAGUGUGGUCGAUUUCAUUUAUUUGAACAAAAAGAAAUCAUUUUUACAAGUUUAAAAUAAAUACAAAGUGAUGUAGCCAACACAAACGAACCGAGACCCUCUUGUUGAGUUAGACCGAGUUGAUGCCAAAUGGUCAAUCAGGACGGCAGAUAGGAUGGCCAAAAUCAAUCUUCCCCUCCCGCUGCCUGUAACCGGUACUUCAUCAUAGAAAGGAUGCCCGGUAUCAGAGUCAUUAAGCACUUCACGCUCGAAGUCAAUCGGGUUCCGUGUUUGACUCUGAUACCUCCAACCGGCCCUCAAAAAAAAUGAGUUCGAAGGGAGGAGGGGAUAGUUUACAGGAGCACGGAGAGGGCUGGCGAAGUGGAGUCUUU